Bacidia gigantensis is the source of this 906-nucleotide messenger RNA. RefSeq names its product mitochondrial phosphate carrier protein (gene MIR1). Gene Ontology annotation, biological process: mitochondrial phosphate ion transmembrane transport. Gene Ontology annotation, molecular function: phosphate transmembrane transporter activity. The transcript has 3 exons. The record is from RefSeq and is a predicted model, not a curated record. NCBI's taxonomy places the organism in Eukaryota, Fungi, Ascomycota, Lecanoromycetes, Lecanorales, Ramalinaceae. Gene Ontology annotation, cellular component: mitochondrial inner membrane. Bases 1 to 906 code for a protein of 301 amino acids.
AUGUCUGCAUCAGCCACUUCGUCGUCGACGGGGUCACAGAAGCUUGACGCAGUCGUGCAGCAGCAAGCCCCUGCGGCUUUAAAACCUGGCCCAAAAGGUCUCGAUUUAUACUCACGGUUUGCGCUCGCGGGUGCCGUCUGUUGCUCUGUUACUCAUGGCGGACUCACACCUGUGGAUGUCGUGAAGACAAGAAUACAGCUUGAUCCGGUAACAUAUAACAGGGGCAUGAUUGGCGGCUUCAGGCAGGUUAUUGCCAAUGAAGGCGCAGGUGCCCUCUUGACUGGCUUUGGUCCCACGGCAGCUGGGUAUUUCCUUCAAGGCGCCUUCAAAUUUGGAGGAUAUGAGCUCUUCAAGCAGCAGUUCAUCAACUAUCUUGGAUACGAAACGGCAUCAAACAACCGCACAGCAGUCUACCUGGGGUCUUCAGCUCUUGCAGAAUUCUUCGCAGAUAUCGCACUUUGCCCGCUGGAAGCAACCAGGAUUCGACUCGUGUCACAGCCAGAGUUCGCCAGUGGCCUCAUCAGCGGAUUUGGAAAGAUCGCCUCACAAGAAGGUCUUGGAGCUUUCUAUUCUGGCUUCGGACCAAUUUUAUUUAAACAAGUCCCAUAUACAAUGGCCAAGUUCGUCGUGUACGAGAAGGUGGCAGAAGCAGUCUACCGACAAGUAGAUAAAUCACAGGCUUCAGAUGGGACGCAGACAGUCAUCAAUCUAGGAUCUGGUCUCAUGGCCGGCUUUGCAGCUGCCCUUGUCUCCCAGCCAGCCGAUACAAUGCUAAGCAAGAUCAAUAAGACAAAAGGACUCCCAGGCGAGGGAACGACGAGUCGUCUGAUCAAGAUCGGCAAAGAACUUGGCCUUCGCGGCAGCUAUACUGGCAUUGGAGCAAGGUUAUUCAUGGUUGGCUUGUGA